CACCGCGAACCCGAAUUUUCUCCCGUUCCUCAAUCCCGGAAGUCCAUCCCCAUAGCGAUCCACCGACAAGAUGAUCUGCCAACGGUGCCGAACGGGCAUUCUCUCCCGCCUGCAGCAACCGCAGACUGCCGUGUCGUGGUCGGGAGCACGCCAGUUCCCCCUCCAGCGGUACCAGCACCAGGUCCGCUCGUACAGCGACGGCAAGCCGACAGUGUCCGCGACUCCGCCGCCGCCGGCCCCUCGCCAGCCCGUCACCGACGACGUCUCGAUCCCGUCCGCUGUCUCGUCCGCGACCCCCGGCGUGUCGCAGCCGCUCAGCACCCCCGGCGAGGUGCACAUCAGUGCCGGCCAGAAGAAGACCCCCAAGCAGGAGCGGCCUCCUAGCUGGUGCAUAGCCGGAUCCCGUAUGACGGGCCUCAACUAUUUCAAGAAUAAGCCUGAUGUGCUGGCCCUUGAGGACUCGGAGUAUCCCGAGUGGCUGUGGUCGCUGUUGGAUGGCGGGAAGAGUGAGAAGAAGGGCGGCGUGGAUCCGAAUACCCUGAACAAGGCCCAGCGCAAGCGCUACGACAAGAAAAUGGCCGCUCGCGCCGCGACCCUCCCCCCCAAGAUCCCCGUCCACCACCACGCGACGGAUCUCACGCCCGCGCAGGAGGAGGCCUCACAGGAUCUACUCAGCCGUGCGACGGAGAGUCUGGAGAAGCGGGAGGAUAUCACGAAGAGUGCGCGCGACGCGCGGAGAAAGGCCAUUCGGGAGGCGAACUUCCUGCGUGGACUGUAAUUAUCACUUUUCAGUCUCCGUUUCUGUUGUGUCGGUGUUUUAUUAGCUAUCUAUAUUGUACUGUACUAUUGGGUGACGGAUGUAGACUUGGGCCCUGUUCAGAACAUUUUACUGUAUUUUAUGAGAUUUUCUUUUCUUCUUUAUUCUUCUCGUCUUUCUCAUUAAGCGUGGGUAUGGAAACG
Messenger RNA from Aspergillus candidus, 960 nucleotides. Its product is annotated as mitochondrial 54S ribosomal protein mL54. The coding region runs from base 71 to 778 and encodes 235 amino acids. The record is from RefSeq and is a predicted model, not a curated record. Gene Ontology annotation, cellular component: mitochondrial large ribosomal subunit. Lineage: Eukaryota; Fungi; Ascomycota; Eurotiomycetes; Eurotiales; Aspergillaceae. The transcript has 2 exons. Gene Ontology annotation, molecular function: structural constituent of ribosome.